AUGUUGGCGGAUCCUGGUGCAAAAGAUGAAAUUAAACUUAAAGCUGCUCAAGAACUUAGCGAAAAUUUUGAAGUCAUCCUUAGUUCACCACAGUAUCCACAAUUUCUUGACCACUCCCUCAAAAUUUUUCUUAAAAUACUACAAGAUGGCGAGCCACAUUUUAUUGCUGAGUAUAACAUUCAACAAGUGAGAAAAUUAAUCCUUGAAAUGAUACAUCGGAUCCCAAUGAAUGAUACAUUAAAGCCAUAUGUCAAGAGCAUGCUUGUUUUAAUGCUGAAGCUAAUGGAGAUUGAAAAUGAAGAGAAUGUGUUGGUUUGUCUGAAGAUAUUCAUGGAAUUGCAUAAACAAUAUCGACCUACAUAUAGUGCUGAAUUAGAUAUUCACAAAUUUCUUCAAUGGGUAAAAGGUAUAUACUCUGAUUUACCAAAUCAGUUACCUAAGAUAUUUGAGCCAAAACCAACAAUACGAGUGAAAGAUUUGUCAGAGGUCAAUAUAGAGCAACUUUUACAAGAAACUUAUACUACUACACCUAUACACACUGAAAAGAAAUUAAUGGAUGGCAGUGUUGUUACUUACAAUCUCAUUCCCAAAUCUGUAUUAUCACUGAAAGUAAUCCAGGAACUGCCAAUUAUCGUUGUACUUAUGUAUCAGCUAUACAAACAGAAUGUACAUCAGGAGGUUAGCAACUUCAUACCCCUUAUCAUGGAAACAAUCACCUUACAGCCAGCAGCAGCUCACAGGCAAUCAGCAUCCUUUAACAAAGAAGUUUUUGUGGAUUUCAUGGGUGCACAAAUAAAAACGUUGGCAUUUUUAGCUUAUAUCAUAAGAAUCUAUCAAGAGACAAUUGCUAAUCAUGCUAACUUGAUGGUUAAAGGAAUAAUUGGCCUUCUCACUUUAUGUCCACCAGAAGUUGCUCAUCUUAGAAAAGAAUUAGUGAUAGCCACACGACAUAUUUUGGCAACAGAUCUAAGGCUGAAAUUUGUUCCAUAUAUGGAACGUUUGUUCGACGAAGAUGUAUUACUAGGCGGUGGUUGGACUGUUCACGAGUCACUUAGACCAUUGGCAUACUCGACACUAGCGGACCUGGUGCAUCAUGUACGCCAACACCUCCCUCUGACUGAUCUCGCUCUUGCUGCACAUUUAUUUUCCAAGAAUGUGCAUGACGAAUCAUUACCGACCAGCAUUCAGACGAUGUCAUGCAAGCUGCUCCUGAACCUGGUGGAUUGUAUCCGGCUGCGCUCGGAGGGCGAGGGUGCGGGGGCGGGGGGUGGGCCGCAGCCCCAGGGCCGCCAGCUGCUCAUGCGCAUCCUCGAGGUGUUCGUGCUCAAGUUCAAGACCAUCUCCAAGCUGCAGCUGCCGGCGCUCAUGGCUAAGUGCAAGCAAGCUACGGUCGCAACGACGAACAGCGCAAACGGGGCCACUCCUAGCACGCCUACUACACCAGCGCCAAGCACUUCGACCACCGAAGUAAAAUCAGAGGAAGAGAAACCUUCACCCGACUUCUUCGACGGCAUCAGCAAGACCGAGGAGAAAUCCAAAAUAGGCUUUCCCAGCUCGCAUUUGAGCAAUCUCAAUGUCGGAGACUACAGGACCCUGGUCAAGACGCUCGUGUGUGGCGUGAAGACCAUAACGUGGGGAUGCGCCAGUUGCAAACAGACGGCCGCGGGCGAGGGCAGCUCGACGAGCGCGAUCGCCGGCCAGAAGCAGUUCAGCGCGCGCGAGACGCUCGUGUUCAUCCGGCUGGUGCGCUGGGGCCUGCAGUCGCUCGACAUCUACACGCUGGCCGCGCCGAGGGCGCCCGCGAUGCCGCCCGCCCAGCCGCACGUGCGCUCCAAGGAGGAGAAGGAGGUGCUCGAGCACUUCAGCGGAGUCUUUUCCAUGAUGAAUCCGCAAACCUUCCAAGAGAUUUUCACUGCAACUAUUUCGCACAUGGUGGAGAGAAUAAACAAAAACAUGACUUUACAAAUAAUCGCAAAUACUUUCUUGUCCAACCCGGCCACGUCGCCGAUUUUCGCCACGGUCUUGGUCGAAUAUUUGUUGAAACGGAUGGAGGAGAUGGGCACCAACAUAGAGAGGUCCAACUUGUAUCUCAGGCUUUUCAAACUGGUGUUCGGUUCGGUCAGUUUGUUCCCAACGGAGAAUGAGCAAAUGCUGCGGCCUCAUUUGCACAGCAUUGUGAACAAAGCAAUGGACUACGCCAUGACAGCCAAGGAGCCGUACAACUACUUCUUGUUGUUGAGAGCACUUUUCCGUUCAAUCGGAGGGGGGAGCCACGAUUUGCUGUACCAAGAAUUCCUGCCGCUACUGCCCAACCUGUUAGAAGGGCUUAAUCGCCUUCAGAGCGGCCUCCACAAGCAGCACAUGAAAGAUUUAUUUGUCGAGUUGUGUUUGACUGUUCCCGUCAGAUUAAGCAGUCUGUUGCCUUAUUUACCGAUGCUCAUGGAUCCGUUGGUGUCGGCGCUCAACGGCUCUCAUACUCUGAUAUCACAAGGCCUGCGCACACUCGAGCUGUGCGUUGACAAUUUGCAACCGGACUUCCUUUACGAGCACAUCCAGCCGGUCAGGGCGGAUCUGAUGCAGGCUCUUUGGAGGACUCUGCAGAACAACGAAGUGGCGCGAAUAGCUUUCCGUGUGCUCGGGAAAUUCGGCGGCGGCAACAGGAAAAUGAUGAUUGAGCCCCAGAGGCUAGAGUACCGCGAAACUGAUGCCCCACCGCCCGCAGUGCAAGCUUAUUUCCAGGAUCAACCGAAACCAUUAGACUUUGAAGUAGAUAAAGUAAUAGAAACUGCCUUCUCCGCCCUCAAGUCCAGUACUACCGAUCCAUUCUACCGUCGGCAGUGCUGGGAGGUCCUGCGAUGCUAUUUGGCCGCCUCUCUUAACCUAGAGGACGACAGAGCUACGCUGCAGAAGCUGUUCAACCAUCCGAGCUUCGUUGAGGGACCAAUACCUGCGCAAAACGGGCCCUAUUACAAGUGCGCCAAUACCCUUGUGAGGAACACUCACCGGACAGCCCUGACUGGAAUGUUCGUUGCCGCAGCUAUUAAGGAAUUGCGGCAGCACGUGCUGCCCACUAUGGUGUCUCUCGUACGCCACUACACGUUGGUGGCGAUAGCGCAGGAGGCCGGUCCGUUCGCCGGCUCGGGGGGGCCCAAAGAAGGGCUGGACGCGCUGGUCCUGGUCGACGCGAUAGCCGUGGUGAUGGGCCACGAGGAGAAGGAGCUGUGCAAGCCCGGCCACCUGGCGCUGGUGCUGAUGAUCGAGACGGCGGCCACCGUCCUGGGCAGCAAGGAGCGCGCGUGCCGCCUGCCGCUGAUGGAAUACCUCGCCGAGAGGAUGUCGGCGCUCUGCUACGAGCGCGCUUGGUACGCGAAGCUGGGCGGCUGCAUAGCGGUGAAGUUCAUGUUCGAGAAGAUGGCCCCCGAGUGGGUGUACAAGCACGUGUUCACGUUCCUGAAGGCCGUGCUGUUCGUGAUGAUGGACUUGACGGGGGAGGUGUCCUCGGGCGCCAUCGACAUGGCCACCAUUAAUCUGGAGCGGCUCGUGCGCGUCUGCGUGUCCGGCCCGAGCGGGCAGGGCGAGCCCGAGGGCGACGUGGCAGCCGCCAAGGCGCGAGCUCUUCACGACGUCUUGCAGGAGCUGGUACUGCAGAUCACGAGUCCGCAUCUGCUAGUCCGGCAACAGGCAAUGAAGUCGCUGGAACUGAUUGCGGAAUUACAAAAUAAGACUGUCACGGAGGUGAUGGAUCCUCAUCGAGAAGCGAUCGCUGAUAUCAUCCCCCCUAAAAAGCACUUGCUACGUCACCAGCCGGCCAACGCGCAGAUGGGUCUUAUGGACGGCACCACGUUCUGUACGACGCUGAGACCGCGGCUUUUCACGAUAGAUCUGAACAUAAACGAGCACAAGGUGUUCUUCCGCGAGCUGCUGUCGCUGUGCGAAGCGGAGGACGCGAUGCUGGGCAAGCUGCCCUGCUACAAGGGCGUGAACCUGGUCCCGCUGCGCGCGUCGGCCCUGCGCGCGCUGGCCGCCUGCCACUACAUCCAGGAGAAGCACUGCCGCGAGAAGAUAUUCCAGGUGCUCUACAAGUCGCUCGAGAAGAGUGACCAGGAGUUGCAGCAGGCCGGAUUCGAAUGUAUGCAGAAGUUCCUGUCAGGCUUCCAAAUCGACAUGGAAAUGGUCCAUCCGGUAAUGAGGCCACUGCUUUUGACCCUGGGUGACCACCGCAACUUGAGUGUGAAUGGAGCUAAGAGGCUCUCGUAUCUUACACAGCUAUUCCCCUCUACCUUCAGCGAGAAACUUUGCGAGCAAUUGCUGCAGUUACUCAAGAAACUUUUGGAUUACUCAAUACAGACAAACAGAGGUGGCAACUUCCUCCAAAGUGUUUCGAAGAACAUGGAAAAUGAGCAGAAGAUAAUAAUCCUCAUCGGAAUAUUCCAUCAAAUCCCAGCCGCGUCUCCGCGUUUUAUCGACGUGCUGUGUCGGCUAAUAUUGCACACGGAAAAAUCGCUCUUAAUCGAAGCUGGCUCGCCGUUCCGGGAGCCUUUGGUGAAAUUUCUUCUAAGAUACCCCAAGGAAACCUUGGACCACAUAAUGAGCGACAACAACAUCAAGGACCAGCAGUGGAGUCGGUUCCUGGUGUUCCUGGUGAAGCAUCCUGAGGCCGGCCCGGCGUUCCGCGAAGCGCUGCAGACGUCGAAGAAGAACCGCCUGAUGCAGCUGUUGGCGGCCAACAGCGGGGGCGCCACCGCCGCCCUGCCGCAGCCCGACAGGAUCGAGAUGCAGUUCCAAGCCAUUAGGGUCAUCUCGCUGCUCAUCAAAUACGAUGACCAGUGGCUGUCCACUCAGCAUGACCUCAUAGAGUUGCUAAAGCGCAUCUGGUGCAGUGAUCAGUAUCAUGAAAGUCACAAAAAAGUGGAGAACGUCGAUUGUACACAUUGGAAGGAGCCUAAAUUGAUUGUGAAAAUACUGCUGCACUAUUUCUGCCACCAUCCGUCAAAUAUUGAUUUGUUGUUUCAACUGCUGCGAGCGCUGUGCGACCGAUUCAUACCGGAUUUCCAGUUCCUCAGAGACUUCUUGGAAAAUACGGUUGCGCAAAACUACACCGUGGAAUGGAAACGCUCGGCAUUCUUCCGUUUUGUGGAGCACUUCUCGAGUGAUGCCAUGUCGCAGGAUCUCAAGGCCAAAGUGCUGCAGAUGAUUUUGAUACCAUGCUUCGCCGUCAGCUUCGAGAAGGGCCAGAAGAUUGUUGGCGGCCCGCCGGCACCCUAUCAGGAUAACCCCGAUAAUGUCGUCUCCGUUUUUAUCAAUAACGUGAUAGAUCCGGAGAACCCGUUCGCGUGCUCGGACGCGGUGCGCAUCUCGCUGCUGCAGUUCGCGUGUCUGCUGCUGGAGCAGGCGUCCGCGCACAUCCACGACGCGAACAACAAGAAGCAGGGCAACAAGCUGCGCCGGCUCAUGACCUUCGCCUGGCCCUGCCUGCUCGGCAAGAACUACGUGGACCCCGCCACGAGGUAUCACGGACACCUAUUGCUGAGUCAUAUCAUCGCAAAAUUUGCGAUCCACAAACGGAUUGUCCUGCAAGUGUUCCACAGCCUGCUGAAGGCGCACGCGGUGGAGGCGCGCGCGGUGGUGCGCCAGGCGCUGGAGAUACUCACGCCCGCCAUGCCGCAGCGGAUGGAGGACGGCAACACGAUGCUCACGCACUGGACCAAGAAGAUCAUCGUCGAGGACGGCCACUCGAUGCAGCAGCUCUUCCACAUACUGCAGCUCGUCGUCAGGCAUUACAAGGUGUACUACCCGGUGCGGCAUGCGCUGGUGGCGCACAUGGUGACGGCGAUGCAGCGGCUGGCCUUCUCGAUCACGUCCACUCUGGAACACCGGCGGCUCUCCGUCGACCUCGCCGAGGUGGCCCUCAAGUGGGAGCUGCAGCGAGUACGCGACCACGCGCAGGAUGACACCACCGUCGUGGCGACGUCGCCGAGCGGCGCGAUGAAGCGCGCGUCGGCGGACGAGAGUGGCGGCGAGGCGCGCAAGGCGCUGAACACGGGUUGGGCGAGCCCGCAGGCCAGCGUGGCCCGCCUCGAGCCCGACGUGGCCAAGCCGCUCGAACGGCCCCAAGUCGACAUCAUCGUCAACAUGCUGCUGCGCCUCGCCUGCCAGGUGAACGAAGGCACCAGCGCGAGCAACAGCGUGGCGAUUGGAGCGGCGAGCAACGCGGCCGUGGGCUCGCCCGGCGAGCAGCUCUCCCGCCGUUGCGUGAUGCUGCUGAAGACUGCCCUCAAGCCGGAAAUCUGGCCGCACCUCUGCGAGCCCAAGCUUGCGUGGCUCGACAAGGUGUUCGCGACGGCGGACACGAACGCGGCGGCGUGCGCGAACGCGUGCACCGCCCUCGAGCUGCUUGCGUUCCUGCUGGGCGUGCUGCGUCGCGAGCAGUGCUUGGCGGCGCUGAAGCCGCUGCAGCGAGGCCUCGCCAUCUGCGUGGCCUCCAGCAACGCGAAGGUGGUGCGGCUCACGCACAACCUGCUCGCCAAGCUCACCGCGCUCUUCCCCACCGAGCCCUCGGGCGCCGCGCAGGCCUCCAAGUACGAGGAGCUGGAGAGCCUGUACGCGUGCGUGAGCAAGUUCGCGUUCGAGGGGCUGGCGGCGUACGAGAAGUCGGCGGCGGGCGGGGGCGCGGGCGCGCUGCUCGGCCCGCUCAUGAUGCUCAAGGCGUGCUGCGCCUCCAGCGCCGGCUACGUGGACCGGCUGCUGCUGCCGCUCAUGCGCGUGCUGCAGCGCAUGCUGCGCGACCACGUCGCGCCCAACCCGGACGCCGCCACCUCCGACCUGCUCAUAUUAGCGCUAGACCUUUUAAAAGCCAGAGUGUCAGUAAUGCCAGUCGAAACAAGGAAAACUUUCAUCGGAACUGUACUUGUCGGGCUCAUCGAAAAGACUACAGAUGCUAAGGUAAUGAAAGCUAUCAUCCGAAUGGUCGAGGAGUGGGUGAAGUGGCGGGGGUCCCCCGUGGCUGGCGGUGCGCCGUCUUUGCGUGAAAAGUCCAUUUUGCUCGUGAAGCUCAUGCAGUACGUCGAGAAGCGCUUCCCCGACGACUUGGACCUGAAUGCACACUUCUUGGAUGUCAUAAACUACGUCUAUAGGGACGAGAAUUUAAAAAUGACGGAACUGUCGAUGAAGCUGGAGCCGGCGUUCCUGGCGGGGCUGCGUUGCCCUCAGCCCAACAUCCGCGCCAAGUUCUUCGAGGUGUACGACCAGAGCGUGCGCAGGCGCAUCUUCGACCGAUUCCUGUACAUCAUCUGCUCGCAGAACUGGGAGCACAUCGGCCAGCACUACUGGAUCAAGCAGUGCCUUGAGCUGUUGCUUGUGACAUGCGUGACCAGUACGCAGAUUCGAUUGUCCAACUCUAAAUAUUACCUGCCUAAUAUUUCCGCUGUCAUAAACUGGGCGGAUAGCGAAGAUCGCAAGUCCUUCGUUAUAUUUGCAAACGUAAAAGAGGAAUCCGCCGAUGGAUUCAGCGAUACGAUCGACCCGGAUAAAGAGGACGUUCUCGAUAUGGACUUGGAUUCGAGCUCGAACCAGAAGGACGACUUGACGAAAAACGUACCAAAUAGGCAGCGGGCGCUGAACCAGAUCGUCGCGAAGCAGUCGGAGUUCCUGGAGCUGGCGCGGCGCGUGCGCACCGAGCAGCUGGUGCUGGCGGCGGCGCAGCUCUGCCACAUGGAGGACGCGCUGGCGCACCACACCUGGCUGCGGCUCAUGCCCAAGCUGUGGGCCUCCUUCGACGAGCGCCAGCUGGGGACUGUGAUGAACGAAAUUGUACCCUUCAUUAUAUCCGGUGUGCAUGUUAUACAACGCGAUCAACCACUUAGCGCCCUGAACACAUUCAUAGAGGCGUUGUCAAGAUGCAACCCGCCGAUAACUAUAAGACCACCAAUGAUGAAAUAUCUCGGCAAGACCCAUAACCUAUGGCAUCGUAUGACUUUGAAUCUAGAACAGAUGGCAAUAGAUCAAACAAGUGCUCGAGGACAACGCGAGCAAAUGGAAAUCUACGAUUACGAGAUUGAAUCCACCACACCUACGGAAGUGCUGGAUUCGUUGAGCGAUAUGUAUGAACUGUUGCAAGAAGAGGACAUGUGGUCAGGUUUGUGGCAGAAACAUGCCAAGUUCCGAGAAACGAACGUGGCAAUCGCUUAUGAACAGCAAGGUUUCUUUGAACAAGCUCAGGCCGCUUACGAUGUGGCUAUGUCAAAACUCAAACAAGAAUAUACAGCUAACCCUUCAGCAUACAAUAUGCAUAAGGAAUGUAUUCUGUGGAGUCAACAUUGGCUCAAGUGCGCCAAAGAACUAAAUCAGUGGGACUCUCUACUAGAUUUAGGGCUGACUAGAGGUGGCCGAGACCCAUUUUUGGUGUUGGAGAGUUCGUGGAGGAAUCCAAACUGGCCGACUAUGAAAGAUGCGCUAGCUGAAGUGGAAUACAACUGUCCGAAGGAAUUAGCGUGGCUGGUGAACCUGUACCGCGGCUACCUGUGCAUCUGCGCGGGCGGCGAGCAGCAGCUGGGCGGCGUGGAGCGGCACGCGGAGGCGGCGGCGGCGCAGUGCCUGCGCGAGUGGCGCCGGCUGCCGCGCAUAGUCUCGCACGCCCACCUGCCGCUGCUCAGGGCCGCGCAGCAGCUCAUGGAGCUCAGCGAGGCCGCGCAGAUACACACCGGUCUCCUGCACAGCCGGCCCACGUCGCUGCACGACAUGAAGGCGAUCGUGAAGACGUGGCGCAACCGGCUGCCAGUGGUGGCGGACCCGCUCUCCCACUGGGGCGCCAUCUUCACGUGGCGCCAGCACCACUACCAGUUCAUCGCGUCGCACUACGACUCGCAGACCGACCACGCCUCCAACCACAGCAUGCUGGGCGUGCACGCCAGCGCACAGGCUAUAAUACACUUCGCUAAAAUCGCGAGGAAACACAACCUGUCCGGUGUGUGCUUGGAUUCAUUGCACCGCAUUUACACCAUACCGAGUGUGCCAAUAGUGGACUGCUUCCAAAAGAUACGUCAGCAAGUGAAAUGUCACAUCCAAAUGUCAUGGACGGAGGGGAAAGACGAGUUGACCGAGGGCCUGGAAAUGAUCGAAUCGACAAACUUCAAAUACUUCACGAAAGAGAUGACGGCCGAGUUUUACGCGUUCAAGGGGCUCCUUCUGGCGCAGUUGGGACGUUCCGAGGAUGCGAAUAAGGCGUUCGCCGCUGCGGUGCAGUUGCACGACACGCUGGUGAAGGCGUGGGCGCUCUGGGGCGACUACCUGGAGCAGAUAUUCAUCAGGGACCCGCGCCAGGUCACCGUGGGCGUGUCGGCGAUGACGUGCUUCUUGCACGCCUGCCGCCACCAGAACGAGUCCAAAUCUAGGAAAUACUGCGCCAAGGUUCUCUGGAUGUUGAGCUUCGACGACGACAAGAACAGCCUCGCCGAGGCGCUGGACAAGUACUCGGUGGGCGUGCCGCCCGUGCAGUGGUUGCCAUGGAUACCGCAGCUGCUCGCCUGCAUCGUGCAGUACGAUGGGAACGUCAUACUGAACCUACUGAGUCAUGUUGGGCGGCUGUAUCCGCAAGCGGUCUAUUUCCCUAUUCGCACGUUAUACUUGACUCUCAAGAUCGAGCAACGCGAGAGGCACAAGAGCGCUGAGAAUUUAGCCGCUCAUUUACCACACCAGCAAGGCGCUGUAGCUUCUGGGUCGCGCAGCGGGGCGGAGGGCUCCGGCGGUGGGGGAGCGGCGGGCGCGGGGGGCGAGGCGGGGCCCAUCAAGGCCACGCUGCCAAUGUGGCGCUGCUCCAAGAUCAUGCAGCUGCAGCGCGAGAUCCAUCCCACCGUGCUCUCCUCGCUCGAGGGCAUCGUCGACCAGAUGGUGUGGUUCCGCGAGAACUGGUACGAGGAGGUGCUGCGUCAGCUACGCGCGGGGCUGGCCAAGUGCCACGUGGUGGCGUUCCACCACCGCGCCGCCGUCGCCGACGCCACCGUCACGCCGCACACGCUCAACUUCGUCAAGAAGGUCGUCUCCACCUUCGGCAUCGGCAUCGGCAUUACCGCAUCGGAAAGCUUGGCGCGACGUGCCCAGGCAACUGUCCAAGAUCCGGUCUUCCAGAAGAUGAAGACGCAGUUCACCGCCGACUUCGACUUCACACAGCCCAACGCAAUGAAAUUGCAGAACCUGAUACAGAAACUAAGGAAGUGGGUCAAGAUCCUCGAGGCCAAAACCAAGGUUUUGCCCAAGUCGUUCCUCAUCGAGGAGAAGUGCCGCUUCCUGUCCAACUUCAACCUGAAGACGGCCGAGAUCGAGCUGCCCGGCGAGUUCCUGUUGCCGAAGCACACGCACUACCACGUGCGCAUCGCGCGCUUCAUGCCGCGCGUCGAGAUCGUGCAGAAGCACAACACGUCCGCGCGGCGGCUGCACAUCCGCGGCCACAACGGCAAGGUGUACCCGUACCUGGUGGUGAACGACUCGGGCCUGGGCGACGCUCGGCGCGAGGAGCGCGUGCUGCAGCUGCUGCGCAUGCUCAACCACUACCUGGCCAAGCAGAAGGAGACCUCCAGGCGCUUCCUGCACUUCACCGUGCCGCGCGUGGUGUCCGUCUCGCCGCAGAUGCGCCUCGUCGAGGACAACCCCAGCUCGAUAUCGCUGCUCGACAUUUAUCGCACCGAGUGCGCCAACAGGGGUGUUGAAUAUGACGCACCGGUCGCCCGUUACUACGAGCGGCUCGCGGCGGUGCAGGCGCGCGGCUCGCAGGCAUCUCACCAAGUGCUGCGCGACAUAUUACGGGAGGUGCAAGCCACCAUGGUGCCGAAGGGCAUGGUGCGCGAGUGGGCGGCGGCCACGUUCGCCGCGCCGACCGACUACUGGACGUUCCGCAAGAUGCUGACGCUGCAGCUCUCGCUGGCCGCCUUCGCCGAGUACGUGCUGCACCUGACGCGGCUCAACCCCGACAUGAUGUACGUCCACCAGGACUCGGGGCUGCUCAACGUCGCCUACUACAAGUUCGACGUCGACGACACAACGGGGGAACUGGACGGCAACCGCCCGGUGCCGUUCCGUCUGACGCCCAACAUAUCGGAGCUGCUGACCAACAUGGGCAUCACGGGCCCACUCACCGCCUCGGCAAUCGCAGUCGCCCGAUGCCUCGUCACGCCCAAUUUCAAAAUCCAGUCCAUCCUGCGGACGAUACUGCGCGACGAGAUGGUCACCGGGUGCAGGAAGCGGCUGGAGGACAAGUCGGGCGCUGUGGCGGCGGGCGGCCCCGCGGAGGGCAGGCCGGCCGAGGUGGACAACGAGACCGUGAUCGGCAUGGUGACCAAGGCGGUGACCGUGAUCAGCAACCGGCUCAACGCGCUGGCGCUGUUCGACGGGCCCGACAGCAAGGUGGCGACCCUGGUCACCGCCGCCAACAGCCACGACAACCUCUGCCGCAUGGACCCCGCCUGGCACCCCUGGCUC
Molecule: messenger RNA, 11469 nt
Organism: Iphiclides podalirius (scarce swallowtail)
Lineage: Eukaryota; Metazoa; Arthropoda; Insecta; Lepidoptera; Papilionidae
Source: the annotation of a GenBank genome assembly